CCGGAAGGAAGCCUCAGCGGCUGACUAUGGCGGCCGCCGCGGAGCAGUGGGUCCUGGUGGAGAUGGUCCAGGCGCUGUACGAGGCUCCUGCUUACCAUCUUAUUUUGGAGGGAAUUCUAAUUCUCUGGAUAAUCAGACUUCUGUUCUCUAAAACUUACAAGCUACAAGAACGUUCUGAUCUUACAGUCAAGGAGAAGGAAGAACUGAUCGAGGAGUGGCAGCCAGAGCCUCUCGUCCCUCCCGUGCCAGCGGGCCAUCCCGCCCUCAACUACAACAUCGUUUCCGGCCCUCCGAGCCACAACAUUGUGGUGAAUGGGAAAAAAUGUGUAAACUUCGCCUCGUUUAACUUUCUUGGAUUACUGGACAACCCUCGGGUCAAGGCGGCGGCUCUGGCGUCUCUGAGGAAGUACGGCGUGGGCACCUGCGGGCCUCGCGGCUUUUACGGCACGUUCGAUGUGCACCUGGACCUGGAAGACCGCCUGGCGAAGUUCAUGCAGACCGAGGAGGCCAUCAUCUACUCGUACGGGUUCGCCACCAUCGCCAGCGCCAUCCCCGCCUACUCCAAGAGAGGCGACAUCGUGUUCGUGGACAGAGCUGCGUGCUUUGCUAUUCAGAAAGGAUUACAGGCGUCACGUAGCGACAUUCAGUUAUUUAAGCAUAAUGACAUGGCGGACCUGGAGCGACUCCUGAAAGAACAAGAGAUCGAAGAUCAAAAGAACCCUCGGAAGGCUCGGGUCACACGGCGUUUCAUUGUAGUGGAAGGCCUGUACAUGAACACGGGGACGAUCUGUCCCCUCCCGGAGCUGGUCAAGUUAAAGUACAAAUACAAAGCAAGAAUCUUCCUGGAGGAAAGCCUGUCGUUUGGGGUCCUGGGAGAGCACGGCCGAGGCGUCACUGAACAUUUCGGGAUCCGCAUUGACGACAUUGACCUUAUCAGUGCCAACAUGGAGAACUCCCUCGCUUCCAUCGGAGGCUUCUGCUGCGGCAGAUCUUUUGUGAUCGACCAUCAGCGACUCUCCGGCCAGGGGUACUGCUUCUCCGCCUCGCUGCCCCCGCUGCUGGCCGCCGCCGCCAUCGAGGCUCUCAACAUCAUGGAGGAGAACCCAGCUAUCUUUUCAGUGUUGAAGGAAAAGUGCAAACGAAUUCAUAAAGCAUUGCAAGGCAUUUCGGGGUUGAAAGUAGUGGGGGAGCCCUUUUCCCCCGCGCUCCACCUCCAGCUGCAGGAGAGCACCGGCUCCCGGGAAGACGACGUUAAGCUGCUUCAGGAGAUCGUGGACCACUGCAUGCAGCGGAGCAUCGCGUUAACCCAGGCACGCUACCUGGAGAAAGAGGAGAAGUGCCCCCCGCCCCCGAGCAUCAGGGUCGUGGUCACCGUGGAGCAAACAGACGAAGAACUGGAGAGAGCUGCCCGCACGAUCAAGGAGGCGGCCCAGGCCGUGCUGCUGUAGGGGCCCCAGGGCCGGGGGCGGCCGCCAUUCGGCCCUCGAGAGGCCCCGCCUCGCCGCCCAGCGACCUGGGAGGGGCCUGCAGGUGCCUGGCGGUGGGCGUGGACUCGACGCACGGCCACGAGAAGGAUGCUGGUUAUUCUCACUCACUCACACACACACACACACACACACACCCCCCCCCCCCCCCCAAAAGCCCAGGAACUGAUUUUUUUAAGAAGAAAACUAAUGAUAGCAAACAACUGGUAUUUAAAUUGUGCGGUUUCGUACUAUUUAAAUGUUUUAUUAUACUAGUAUUUUAUAUUCUUUUGUUGUUGCCGUUUAAAAAUGGAGCUUCGGUUUGUCUUUCCUCCCCUACUAGUAGUUGUGCAGGCGCCCCUAACACGUCCUAGGAGAGCGCCUCACCAUUUAGGACCCAAACCACACUUGCAAGGAUCUGAUUCAGCCCCGUCUUAUUCAGUCUGCAUCCUGGGACGCCCGGUAGUGGCUAACACAUAAGGAAACACUUUUUGUGCGAUUAUGAUAAACUUUUCAUUUUCUUUGAAUCCUGGGGUUUUUAUAUACACUAAAUAUUGAUGUUACUCCAUUUCUAACAGCUGAUCUUAGCAUCCCUAACUAGAGAACGAAUAGUCAUUAUAUUUCCUAAGUGAGCAAUAAUUUAAAUCAAAUACUAUUUUAUUUUAAUAUAAUUGACCUUUACGUGUAUUAUGUGUUGACUUCUAAUCUCUUUUAGGAGGAGCGUUACUGUGAUGAUCCCAGAAUAGAAAUCACGUCCUUGAUAUUUUAGACUGUCUUGAAUGUAUUCCUUUUUUGUAGAGUAGGUUUGCCUAAGGACAGAGAACUACAGUCUUUUUCUAAGCUAAGAAAAAUUAUUUUUAUUUUGAGCUUAUGAAUUCCAAAUAUCUAAAAAUGUGAAUGCACUAAAAAUAAAGUUUUUAGGCUGUACUUUAGCUGUUGUCUCUCAUGCCGUGUGCCACAGGUAGUGUGGGUAUUACACCGUUGUUUCUUCUCUUGGGAAAGGGAAAGGAGUAAAACUGUCAGGAGAAAAAUAAUUCCAUUUUAUAAUCUGUGUUCAUAUUAUAUGGGCUUCAACAUCUUUUUAAAUAACACUUUUUAAUGUUUAGUUUCUAUUUUGCUUGAGGUAUUUCGUACACAUGUGCCUUGUGAUCGCUGCUGCUUUAAAGGAUACAGUACUGUCUUUGCGGAUGGAUCUUUUCGUUAUAUUUUUUAAUGAAAUAAAUCUACAUUCCUGAUAA
Suricata suricatta (meerkat) is the source of this 2701-nucleotide messenger RNA. It is a transcript of the gene SPTLC1, whose product is annotated as serine palmitoyltransferase long chain base subunit 1. Gene Ontology annotation, molecular function: pyridoxal phosphate binding; serine C-palmitoyltransferase activity. The transcript has 15 exons. Lineage: Eukaryota; Metazoa; Chordata; Mammalia; Carnivora; Herpestidae. Bases 27 to 1448 code for a protein of 473 amino acids. Gene Ontology annotation, cellular component: endoplasmic reticulum. The record is from RefSeq and is a predicted model, not a curated record. Gene Ontology annotation, biological process: sphingosine biosynthetic process; ceramide biosynthetic process.